GUCCGUAAAGCAAGGGUCCUUUGCACAUCUUCCUUCCUCGAAAUUUCCACGACCCUCCAAACACCUCCAUAUUCCAUUCUUUCUACGUUUUCUCUUCCUUCUCUUCUUAUUUUCCAUCCAAACAGGCCCAAAUUCCAAAACUCUCGAUCGAAGCUUUUUCUCCCCUUUAGCUUUUAUGGCGACCAUUGGCAACAACAAUCUCAACGCCAAGCUCGUCCUGCUUGGGGAUAUGGGCGCUGGCAAGUCAAGUCUUGUCUUGCGGUUCGUCAAAGGCCAAUUCCUUGAAUUCCAGGAAUCGACGAUUGGGGCUGCAUUCUUUUCACAGACACUUGCAGUGAAUGAUGCAACGGUGAAGUUUGAGAUUUGGGAUACUGCAGGGCAGGAGAGGUAUCACAGCUUGGCCCCCAUGUAUUACAGAGGAGCUGCUGCGGCUAUCAUCGUCUACGAUAUAACUAGCACGGAUUCUUUUGCACGUGCUAAGAAGUGGGUGCAAGAACUUCAGAAACAAGGCAAUCCAAAUAUGGUGGUGGCUCUUGCUGGAAAUAAAGCCGAUUUGGAAGAUAAAAGGAUGGUGACAGUGGAGGAAGCACGUACAUUUGCUGAGGAGAAUGGUCUUUUCUUCAUGGAAACCUCUGCCAAAACUGCUAUCAACGUGAAUGACAUAUUCUAUGAAAUAGCAAAAAGGUUGCCUCGAGCUCAGCCUGCUCAGAAUCCCACAGGCAUGGUUCUUGUGGAUAGACCAGCGGAAGGAACGCGAGCUCCUGCAUGCUGUUCCUAGAUUAUAUAUAGUCAGAUGCGCUUGAAAGGUGUGAUGGGGAACAGAACUGUAGAAGGGGCAUGACGCUGUGAAGUCCUGGAGUGGCAUCGGCCAAUGGGCAAUAGAAAAAAAAAAAACAAAAAAACGAGGUGGGGCCCAUCCCUACCACCACUUCAAGAAGGGUCUCUCCCUCUAAUUUGGUCUGUUGAAAAUGUGUUGAAGAUGUUUCUAGUGAAUACUGUAAAUGAGUGUCUCAUGUUUUGAGUACCCACUUCCGGAAUACAAAUGAAAACUGUGGUGUGUAAUUCAGUGCUUUCCUUAAUAUAUGUUGUUUCUUUUCUA
Messenger RNA from Magnolia sinica, 1099 nucleotides. RefSeq names its product ras-related protein RHN1. The transcript is spliced from 8 exons. NCBI's taxonomy places the organism in Eukaryota, Viridiplantae, Streptophyta, Magnoliopsida, Magnoliales, Magnoliaceae. The record is from RefSeq and is a predicted model, not a curated record. Gene Ontology annotation, molecular function: GTPase activity; GTP binding. Bases 176 to 778 code for a protein of 200 amino acids.